This is a messenger RNA of Propithecus coquereli (Coquerel's sifaka), 4463 nucleotides long. It is a transcript of the gene SPRED2, whose product is annotated as sprouty-related, EVH1 domain containing 2. Gene Ontology annotation, biological process: multicellular organism development; negative regulation of MAPK cascade. The transcript is spliced from 6 exons. Gene Ontology annotation, molecular function: protein kinase binding. NCBI's taxonomy places the organism in Eukaryota, Metazoa, Chordata, Mammalia, Primates, Indriidae. The record is from RefSeq and is a predicted model, not a curated record. The coding region runs from base 533 to 1786 and encodes 417 amino acids. Gene Ontology annotation, cellular component: membrane.
AUCCAAUAUGGAGUAAAUCGGUAGAGUCGAGAGAUGGGGCUCGGACGGGGCGCCCUGCACCGCCUCCCAUGCGCACCUCCCCCGGCUGCCGACCGCUCCCCGGAACCGUGAUUGGCCCGGCCCCCGGGGGCGACCCCGGACCGAGCCCCCACCCCCGGCCGGCCCGCUCCUCCUCCUCUCAGCAGUCCCUGCCGCUCCGAGGCGCGCUUGUUUUUCUUCUGCUCUCCCCCACCGCCGUCCCCUGCCCAAAUCUCGCCCCCUCCCGAGCCCCCGGAGCCCCCGCCCGUCUCGCCCCUCGGCGCUGCGGCGCUCACUGCCCCAGCAGCUUGCCUUUGCACCCCUUCCCCAAAACCUCACCCGCGCCCCCGGCGCUCCGCUUCCCCUUCUGCCUGCGGCGCCCCCUUCAUCUCUAGCCGCCCCCCCUCCCCAAAUCAGGAGAUCUCCGGAGAUGUGAAGAAGGGGGGUGAGCGGACAGGAAGAUGAAGGGAGCAAAGCUGCCCGCCGCGGGACAGGCGUCUAGGUGAACAAGAAAAUGACCGAAGAAACACACCCGGACGAUGACAGCUAUAUUGUGCGUGUCAAGGCUGUGGUUAUGACCAGAGAUGACUCCAGCGGGGGAUGGUUCCCACAGGAAGGAGGCGGGAUCAGUCGCGUUGGGGUCUGUAAGGUCAUGCACCCCGAAGGCAAUGGACGAAGCGGCUUUCUCAUCCAUGGUGAACGACAGAAAGACAAACUGGUGGUAUUGGAAUGCUAUGUAAGGAAGGACUUGGUCUACACCAAAGCCAAUCCAACGUUUCAUCACUGGAAGGUCGAUAAUAGGAAGUUUGGACUGACUUUCCAAAGCCCUGCUGAUGCUCGAGCCUUUGACAGGGGAGUGAGGAAAGCAAUCGAAGACCUUAUAGAAGGAUCAACAACAUCAUCUUCCACCAUCCAUAAUGAAGCUGAGCUUGGUGAUGAUGACGUUUUUACAACAGCUACAGACAGUUCUUCUAACUCCUCUCAGAAGAGGGAACAACCUACUCGGACAAUCUCCUCACCCACAUCCUGUGAGCACCGGAGGAUUUAUACCCUAGGCCACCUCCACGACCCAUACCCCACAGACCACUAUCACCUCGAUCAGCCGAUGCCAAGGCCCUACCGCCAGGUGAGCUUCCCGGACGACGACGAGGAGAUCGUGCGCAUCAACCCCCGGGAGAAGAUCUGGAUGACGGGGUACGAGGAUUACCGGCACGCGCCAGUCCGGGGCAAGUACCCGGACCCCUCGGAGGACGCGGACUCCUACGUGCGCUUCGCCAAGGGCGAGGUCCCCAAGCACGACUACAACUACCCCUACGUGGACUCUUCAGACUUUGGCCUGGGCGAGGACCCCAAAGGCCGCGGGGGCAGCGUGAUCAAGACGCAGCCCCCUCGGGGCAAGUCCCGGCGGCGGAAGGAGGACGGGGAGCGCUCGCGGUGCGUGUACUGCAGGGACAUGUUCAACCACGAGGAGAACCGGAGGGGCCACUGUCAGGACGCGCCCGACUCAGUGAGAACUUGCAUCCGCCGGGUGAGCUGUAUGUGGUGUGCGGACAGCAUGCUCUACCACUGUAUGUCGGACCCCGAGGGAGACUAUACAGACCCUUGCUCGUGCGAUACUAGCGACGAGAAGUUUUGCCUCCGGUGGAUGGCUCUUAUUGCCUUGUCUUUCUUGGCCCCCUGUAUGUGCUGUUACCUGCCCCUUCGGGCCUGCUACCACUGCGGAGUGAUGUGCAGGUGCUGCGGCGGGAAGCACAAAGCCGCCGCCUGACUCGGUUUCUCUCCCUUCUCCCCGCUCCAUCCGCAACGGCAGGGGAACUCGUUGUCUCUCACAUACUCUCAUCUCCUCCCCUGCUCCCUUCCACUCCGAGGCGCGAGGAGAGCAAGAGGUCUGCCAGCUCCCUGGUUCCUUGGGGCACCGUUCCAGCCAGGGGCACCUGCCGGGUGUGCUCCACUGCCCCGGCCGCCCACACUGCAUCAGCCACGCACCCAUACACGUGCCCACACGGUGUUCUACGGAAGGAACCUUCGGCAUAGACUCUCGUGUUUUAUUAACAAUCUGGAACCAAGCUCACUGUCUUACCAUGUGUUGAUUUCCUCUUUCCUCCCCCACCUCUUCCAGUUCAAAGGCAUCUGCAGUUGGAACUAAUGAUUUUUGGUGGGUUUUGUAGUUGAUUUUUUCCCAAGAGUAUGAAGACUAUCUUUCUCUUGGUUCAGCUUGCCGGUUGCUAGCCAGCAUCAGGUGCCUGCGGACGUGUGAUGUCAGAAUGAUGAAACCCUACCGGAAGUAUUUAAACCUGCAGUCACUUACUAUGUAUAGGAGGUGAGCUAGUUAACAAACUUGUACCACAAAACCAUAUUGCUUUAACUUUUCUAAAGCCAAAUUUCCCAUGUAAGCUGCAGUUUCUAUCUUUAGCCCAUCAUCAUUUUCUGCACCCAAAAAAAUCUGUCAAAAUUAUUCACUGAUGCAAAACAUUCACCCGUAAAAUGACUGAGAAUCGAGCCUUAACUUCAGAUUAACUUGUAAGAAUUAGGAAAAUUCCUUAAACUGCAUUGCAGCCUCUUGGACUAGGGCUAGAAAGGGGAUUUCAGGUUUCUACGAGCCUCCCCAGUUAUCCCUAAAGUAGAACUUUUUAAAAUUGUGUUGCUACCACUUCUAAAAAUUUCACAAUGUUAGAAUGACACUAGUGAAGUAAGAAAUUUUGCUCAUUAUUUUGCAAAAUAGUUUACUCAAAUAGUUUACUCAAACACAAACCAGUGUUCUACGAACAAGUUCCAACUGAGAAACACUAAGGUUGUGGUGAAUAAAACUAUAGGAGCUUCCUUUCCCUCCCUCCCCAGUGGCUAUUUUAUAUUAAUGGGGGGAGCGGAUUUUAAAUGUCAUAACAUUUGAAGAGUGGUAGGUUGCAUUUUGUUCAUGGGUUUAUGUUUGUGUUGUUAUUUUGGAUUCAAUUUCACAUCACCAGAUUCUUCAUUUAUACUUGGGGAAAAAACAAGGCCAUAUGUAAAAACCCUUCCAAUGCCUAAGUGUCUUUCUCCUGCAACUCCAAAUCCAGACUUGCCACUUUGGGUGCACAGAUGGUUAGGUCAGCCGACUGGUUCUACCUGUCGCCUCACCACGUAGGAGGUUUCUAAUUAUCUGGAAAAGAGUAUUUUUCUAAUAUAUUGCAAGAAAUAGCCAAAUCUUCUUAUUGAAGAAAGCAGAAAAGUAAAGAGUGGUUACCUGUACCUAGCAUAGUACAAUCAGAACCUCGUGGAGACCACAGGGGACGGGCUUGUCAACGCUGGCCAUUCUUCCUGCCAUGAUCUUUCUGUGGUAAUGGCCAGCAAAAGGCAUGGCCCAACUCCCCUGUCCUCCCUUUCCCUGUCCCUUCUUUCUUGCACACAGGACAUCAGCCUUCAAGGAAAGGGACUUUUUUCCAGUCUGCCAAUCAUAUUUGGAAAGUGCUAGCCAUGCUCACCUCCAUGGGGUAUUUUCAGCUCCUCUGAGAGCCCAUGGUGUUUCUUUAGUCUGAUCAGCAGUGUAAAUACCCAGUGUGCUUAUGAGUUAGUUGGUUAGAUGUUUCAUUUGUUGGAGUAACUGGUUUGGGCUUUCCAGUUUGGAAAAGGAGCAGAGAGCUGUCUGGAUGGAUGGAUGGAAGAAAAGAGAACCUCUUCCAUGCCUGGAGAAUAUCUAGAAAACCUUCAGCCAGCCUCCAGCACUGCUGAGAGACCAUCUUCCCCCACCCUGAGGCAUUUCCUCAGGGUCUUUCUCUAGGGUCUUCUCUCUACAAAGCACAACACUAAUGUAUGUUUCGUUAGACCUCAGUUCAAGUGCCCCUAUUUAUUUCAAUAAGAACACACGUAUCCCAGCUGCAUUUUGAUUGUCACCCCUAGUCGUUAUAUGUUUCUCUCUUCCUUCACGCUUUGUCCUUUUUCACCCUUUAACAGUUUUGCUAGCAAAUCUUAACUCCACGUGUACUUUUUGGUUUGUGAAGGCCGUGGUUAAGGGCACAAAGACAGCCAUGGGGACAUUUAUGUAAAUACGUCUCUCUAAUUGCCACACUGCAGCUGAACAGUGUGUAGUAUUUUCCCAGUCAGCUUUGCCAUACUGACGUCAAUCAUUUGAGAGAAAUUAUUCAGAUUUUAUUUUUGUAUCUGUGGUAACAAAACAUUAACCAAAAGAUUUUCUGUCCAGAAGCUUCCCCGACCACCCCCUCCCCAAGCUAUUUGCUCACAUUAACAAAUUAAAGUGCCUGAAGCAUAAUUCAUUCUUUACCUGUAUACUAAAAACCCUGUUGUAUUGAUUUUUUUAUAAUAAGCCUUUUUACCUCUGUGUAAAAAAUAUAUAUACAAGUGUAUGAUGUACAUUUUAGUUCUUAACUUUUUUUUAUGGUUUCUAAUAUGUAUGACCAAUGUAGUCAUUGCUUUAAAAUUGUACCAUGUAAAUAUAAACACAUCCUAUCAGA